Molecule: messenger RNA, 2541 nt
Organism: Drepanopeziza brunnea f. sp. 'multigermtubi' MB_m1
Lineage: Eukaryota; Fungi; Ascomycota; Leotiomycetes; Helotiales; Drepanopezizaceae
Cellular component (GO): cytoplasm
Molecular function (GO): protein binding
Source: RefSeq, a predicted model, not a curated record
AUGGAUACUGAGGAUGGCCAGUUCUUUAUCAAGAACUUGGCUCACUUUGUUCGAACUCACGAGAAGGCUCUUGCGAACGCUCUUCAGUUGCGACGCCAGCAGGCCCCUAAACAUGGCGCAUCACAAAGUGUAUCUGGCUCUGUUGGGGGAAUAGCAAGUCCCACGUCCCCAACCAGUACAAGUCCUCCCUCCUCUGCCUCUUCCGCGACGACAUCGAGCACACUCGCUGCAGCCCUCUCCCUCCCAUAUUUGACAUUUGCGUCCCAUAAUAUAAAGCCUGCCAAACUUGCCUUAACGCCCCAUCACCUCUUCUACCUGCUCUCCCGAUUCGAAGACCUCGGAAUAUCAGUAGGCCCAAUGAAUGUGCGAUUGGAAAACCUCCAUGCGGAUACAUCGGCAUCAAAUUAUGUCUCCUUCCUCAGUCAAGCACAACGACCGAAAGGUCGCGGUUCGGACCACGGAUCCAUACAUUCAGUAUCCAGUGUACGGAGCGUCAUGUCCGGCAUGUCCUCCUUAUGGUCGAAUUUCGGCCUGGGAUCUGGAGGUGCUGCCGCGCGAACAGAGAAACAGAAGGCCGCGAUCGAGGCAGAUCUGAAGUACCUGUACUCUGCAUUUACAAAGAUACCUUGCUUAAGACUGGCACCAGAUCGUCGAGCCCGGCUUAUCGAAGGAUACGAAGAGUUCCCUUUUGACACGGCUGUGCCACUAAUCGCCUUCAAGAACAUCAGUGCUCUAGAGAUAAGUGACAUUGACAUCCGGCAAUUCUUUGGAUGGGACCGAAUGGCCGAACAGCUGAGAUCCUUGACUGUCAAACGUGCUGGUGUGGACGACCCUGCCGACCUACUCAUUAAUAUAGUGCUCGACGAUAUGGACAAGAGACGGCGAAGAUCAUCCAAGGCUCAAAUGUCACCGACGUCCACUUGGGCAGCCGCAACAAGCCCGAGGAGAAGCCCAACGAUUCCGCACGCAGAAUUGGUCAAAUCGAAUUCCGCUCCAGGCUCUCCAGAAGAUCGAACACAUGUCGGAGAGGAAAGCGAUGAGCGAGGUGCUUCGCUCGUACGGUCAGGCUCAGAUGGCGCAAAGUCUCCGACAAAGUCUCGACCCAGGAGCAAUUCUCCUGUGCGACCCAACAGCUCGAGGACUGGCUCUGCACAUGGGCACUUGAAGGGCUCCCACAAAGUUAAAAGGUCCGGAUCUGGAAGUUCGCAUUCGAGCAUGUCGGAAGGCUGGCCCAACAUGCGAAGCAGCUCAUCGAAUCUGCUUUCGAUGGGGGUCCUGCCUUCAUCAAAAUGGAGAUUUCUCAAACAUCUCAGCCUAGCUGACAAUAGUCUAACAUCCAUAAGCGCUUCAAGUUUGGUACCACUGGCCAACACCCUGCACUCCCUCGACCUCUCCUCGAAUCUCUUCUCGCAGAUCCCCGACUGUCUCGCCUCUUUGACGGCUCUCCGAGCACUCAACCUUUCUAAUUGCAUGAUUGAUUCACUUCAUUCAUUGACAAGAAAUCCCCUGCCAGCGAUCACAGCUCUGAACCUUCGAUCUAACCGACUGAUAUCAAUCGCUGGCGUCGAGAGACUAUACCCCCUCGAGAGACUCGACUUGCGCGAUAACAGUAUGGGAGAUCCAACAGAGUUGGCAAGGCUUACCGGCAUCCCCGAUAUUCGUGAAAUUUGGGUUUCGGGGAACCCAUUUACGAAGACGCACGUUAAUUAUAGAGUGACAAUCUUCAACUUAUUCCGAAGUACUCCCGGAUACACCGAAGACAUUCUCAUCGACACCUACGCCCCUGGUUAUGGCGAGCGGCGGCAAUUGGUUGAACGUACACCAGAGAAAGCGAAUGUGCCAGUUGUCAAACCUCAACAAGACUAUGGACUCUCUCCAGUGGAGGUGAACAAGCCGAUCAUCGACUAUCCGACGAAUCGAGAGCCGUCGGCGCACCACAAGGAACGGCCGAUACCUGCAGCCGCGACUAGCGAAAUACACACAAGUGCUUCAGGCAGACGGAGACGGACACCCAAAAGGAGGAUAGUGGAUCUUUCAACCUCCGAAACGUCUCCUAGCAAGCCUAUUAAGCCAGACGUCAAAUUCCCUGCGGACGGAUCGAAGGUUGUAGCUACAGCAGGGUCAGACAGUGGUUAUGGUAUCAGCCCUGAUCCAUCGCCUCGCAUUGUGACUUCCUACGUAUCGGCAGGCCCUCGGCAAACUCAAAGUUCGUCAGAUGUUCCCCGGAUCGAUACAUCAGUAGUACCACGCCUACCACCUAUAGAGACAGUAAGCUACGAAACACCCCUUGUCAAAACGCAGAAUGCGCAAGAAGACUGGAAGAUGAGUGGCGAGCUAUACAGAAAGAAACUAGAGGCGCUCCGCAACGAAGUCGGCAACGGCUGGUUGAGCGUCCUGAGCGAAGAGAACUGGGACGGGCAGCGAAAUCCCCAGCAACCAUUUGGAAGUUCGGAGUAUAGUCCUCCGAGCACGAUACGGCCGAGUUCUACCACACCUCGAGCUACCAGCCAAACAAUAAACAGUGGGCGGACACUAGGGUGA